UCGGGGUCAGCGCGUGGCGCGCGCGGCGGUCGGCGUCCUGUGGCCCCGCGGCCAUGCCCAAGCGGGGCUGCCCCUUCGCGGACGCCGCCCCGCUGCAGCUCAAAGUCCGCGUGGGCCGAAAGGAGCUGAGCCACGGCGUGUGCGCCGAGCGCUACUCUCGGGAGAUUUUCGAGAAGACCAAGCAACUCCUUUUCCACGGGGCCCAGGCCUGCAGGAACUAUGUGUGGGGUGAAGGCUGUGCCAUCGUCCACCUGCCAGAGUCCCCAAAGCCCGGCCCUACAGGUGUACCUCGAGCUGUAAGGGGGCAGAUGCUGAUUGGACCAGAUGGCCGACUGAUCAGGAGCCGAGCCCAGGCCCCUGAGGCUGACCUGUCGGGGGCCACAGCCAUCGCCUGUUCCUCAUGCGUUCGAGCUGCUGAUGGGAAGGUGGUCUGCAGCCAGUGCGAGCGGGCCCUGUGUGGGCAGUGUGUGCGCACUUGCUGGGGCUGUGGUGCAGUGGCCUGUGCCCUGUGUGGCCUUGUGGAUAGUUCUUUCUCAAGGAAAUCCAGAUUCACCAAUGCUGCAGUGGCGUCUGGGAGAAGGCCCUGUGCACCAGCUGCGCCAUGUUUGAAGCCUGAGACUCCUGUGGAUGGCACACACAUCCGUGCUGAAGAGGGCAGGAGUGGCUUGUGUGUUGCAUUUUGUACCCUGAUGACAGAAUCAAAUAAACCCCUUUAUAUUUGCAUGUGAGGACUCCUGUCAUAGCCAUCUGAGGGUGAAGCGUGGGGUCUGCCCAGGCUGGGGGGCAUAACAGGUGGGGAGCAGCUGCCUCCUACAGCCUUGCAGAGUGUGCCUGCCCUCUGCAUCAGAAGCUCCUACUCAUCACCAACCUGGCGCAGGGACCCAGAGCCCAGUCUGAUUGAGUGGUUUCCAGUGUACAGUGUCACCUCAUGCUGGUGUCCCUCCCAGACUGCCUCCUGAAAUACCUUGUCACAUGCAUGGCCAGGGCCCCAGGCAGUGUGACAGGCCCUGCCCUCCAGGAGCUCUCUCCAGCAGAGGAGGCAUCCUAGCGAUGCUGGGUUGGCAGUCCUUGCCCCGUUUUGAGCAGGCAGAGUUGCACAGGGCCAGGUGGGGCUGGGCAUGGAGGAUUGAGCAGGGCUAGAGUCAUACAGGAAGGCCAUGGGUGCUGGUCCUUGUGAAUCCAAGGGCCUGAGUUGGUAAGGUGGAUCACAGUGACACUGAAGCCCUGGGCUGGACUGAGGCAGGGUGGGACUGUGUGCUGGGAGACCCUUCACUUCUAUGGGCACUGGGAUGUGCUGGCCAGGGUUCAGGGGCAAGUGACACUGAGGAAUGCUGGUGGUGAGCAGGUGACAGCUAGAGCCUGGAAUGGGACUUGGGGCUGGAGCAGCAAGCAGGCUGCUGUGGCAGUGCCAGGUGGCAGAGGGGCCCACAGAGGGUUGGCAGCCUCUCCCUGGACAUGGAGCACGCUGAGGCUGUUAGCCAGGUGCUGGCUAUCCUUGUUGAGGGUGACCUCCUGCCACAGAGGCCCAGGGCCUUGCUGCCAUGGCUUCUGUUGCUGCCUCGCCCCACGGCCCAGCUCUCUGCAGGCCUUGUUAGUUCUCCCUUCUGCAUCCUCCAGCCUGUCUACCCGGGCCCCAAGGAAUGCCAUGGCAGCCAUUCAGCCUCCAUCUCCACUCAGGAUGGCUGCACAGCCCCGCCACUGCAGGCCAUCGCAGGCCAGCCGCUGGCCCAUCUCUCCUCCACCCAGCCCCUGGAGUGGGCCUCGAAUGUUCCCCCUUGGAACCCUCACUUCCUCUGCCUGGGGCUCUUCCUGUGGGCACCUGUAAGGCUUGCUCUCAUUUCUCUCAGGUUUGGGCUCAGAGAAGCCUCCAAUGUCUAGUUCACAGCUCCCUUCCAUCACUCCCUCAGCCCCCCAGCUGUCCCCACUGGACAUGACAUGUGUACACCUAUCAACUCUUCCUGCUGCAAGGGGUGGGACCUUCGUGAAAUGGCACCUGGAAGCUUGGUAGUGAGUGUCUGUCUGGUGUCCCCAUACAGACACCAGGGAUUGGCCUUCAUACAACUCACAGAGAAGACAAAAUGCCAGAUGUGGCACAGCAGCCAGCACAGGAGAGUGACCCCAAAGAGCAGGGAACAAAUGUGCAGAGCCGGCCGCCACCUGGGGUGGCACAUGGAGAACUCAGUGGCCUGAAUCGAGACAGCUGAAGAUCAGCCAGGGCCUCUGGAGUUUGCACACUUAAGUGGAGAUCACCCAGAGCAUCCUCUCAAGGCCCUUUUCAUACAUAAGAGAGUCAGGAAGAGAGGGAAGCCUCGUCCUCGUGGGCACCAACUCAAGGUUGGAAGGCCAUGUUCACUUGGAGCAGCUGCCCUGUGGAACCCACCUCACAGGCCAGACCUGGGUGGUACUCCACUGCGUCCAGAACAGAACUCCAGAGUGAAGAGGCUUUGUUUCAGUCCAGCAUCCAGCAGAAUGAAGUCUAGUACCUGGUGUCCAUGGAAGAAAACAUGCCCAGAAGCAGGAUAGCAGUACCUAUAGGGCCAUCGCCAGCCAGGGGGACACUGGACUCCACCCCAGACAAGGGUGCUGGCGGCUCACUGCGCCCUCCUAUUCAGAAAGCAGAGGAAGCUGGGGCUCGUGGAGGCGGGUGAGGGCGGCGCAGCCCAGGUGCCUCACUAGGCGACAAGUGGGGAGCAGGGUGGAUACCGCGGAAGAGACUGCAAACCUGCAGGGCGCUGCAGAGCCACAGAAGAGCAGGGUUGGGCCGAGUGGAGUCCUGGGGCAGCCUGGGGGCUGGAAUUGGGGUGGGAGUGGACAGCUGCUAGAAGAAAAAGUGGCUAUAAAAUGUCCCCAUUCGACAGAAUCAUAAACCCACUGAUGCAAGAAGCCUGACAUGGCCCCGAGGAAAAUGCUACACACGUCAUGAGCCAAUUCCCUGAAACCAAAAGAAAAGGAAACUCCUCAGCAGCCAGAGAAGAAAGACACUGUAUGCUGGGAGGAUAAAGAUGAGAACAGCAGCAGAGGAUCGUUGGAGACCAAGCAGGCACAGUGGGACAACACAGUAGGACAGCACCAUGACCGCUCUUCAGGCAGCCUCAAGUCCCCUGUGCUGUGCCCCAGGAGCAGACCAUUGGGACCUGGAGAGCCAGUCUGCACUGAAGACACCUUGGGUGGGUCCCAGGCUUCCCUGUGCCACCCCACAGAGCUGCCUGACGAGGACCAGAACCACCAGCCCAGUGAACCUCUUUCUUUUGUGACUUACCCACACUGUGGUUUUGUCCCUAGCAACAAAAUGGACAAACUCAUUGAAAAUUUUUGACAAAAAUGAAAAAGAAAUGCUUUUCAGACAGACAGGGGCUGUAGAAGGAAUGUCAAAGAAACUUUCAGACAGGAGGAAAUUGUACCAGGAGGAAAGUAGGCCUGUGUGAAGAGCCUGGCGGUCAGGGUGGUGAACAUGGUAGGCUUCCAGGCUGUUUUAAGAUCUCUGGGAAGGACAACCAGCCAUGUGGCGAGAAUGUCAAAGACCCAGCGCAAAGGCUACACGAGAACAUGGGCAAAGGAGUUGAGUAGACUCUUUUCUGUAGAAGUGUCACCAGUGGCUGUCAGCAGAAGGUCCAGCCCUACUGGCCCCAGGAAAUGCCACACCUGUACUGCACACCUUCAGUAUGGCCUUCACCCAGUGAGGAGCCUGUGCCCUGAUGAGGGAGUUCUGAUAUCGCUGCCACACAUGAAUCUGAAAAAUUCUGCUGCGUCCAGUAAAGCCAGCCAGCCAGAAACUGCACAACCCACUUUGAGGCCCUGAGCAGUGGGACUAGCAGCAGCAGAAAGCAGACGCCGGGGACAGGGCAGUGGGAGGUGCUGCUUGAGGGCCCAGUGUCUAUUGGUGGAGACAGAAGCUUCCAGAGGAGACAGCAGUUUCUGCUCAACAGCUUCCUGUACUUGAUGCCAUUAACUGCAUGUUAUAAUGUAAAAUUUGUAUCUUUAGCACAACAAAAAUAAUUUUUCAA
This is a messenger RNA of Ictidomys tridecemlineatus (thirteen-lined ground squirrel), 4004 nucleotides long. NCBI's taxonomy places the organism in Eukaryota, Metazoa, Chordata, Mammalia, Rodentia, Sciuridae. The record is from RefSeq and is a predicted model, not a curated record.